This is a messenger RNA of Rhizophagus irregularis DAOM 181602=DAOM 197198, 1574 nucleotides long. Its product is annotated as Golgi to ER traffic- protein. Gene Ontology annotation, molecular function: ATP binding; ATP hydrolysis activity. Gene Ontology annotation, biological process: post-translational protein targeting to endoplasmic reticulum membrane. Gene Ontology annotation, cellular component: GET complex. The record is from RefSeq and is a predicted model, not a curated record. Lineage: Eukaryota; Fungi; Glomeromycota; Glomeromycetes; Glomerales; Glomeraceae.
AUCAUUCCAUAGUAUAUUUUACUUACUAAAAUAGAAGAAAUCUUGUUUUAACUUUCUCUUUGCACUACUAUCAACAUGUCGCACGAAUCCUCUGACGAAGAAUUCGAGAAGCUUGAACCUACCUUACAAAAUGUGCUAGACCAAAAAUCUUUGCACUGGAUAUUCGUGGGUGGAAAGGGUGGUGUUGGUAAAACGACCACCUCAUGUUCACUCGCCGUACAAUUAAGUAAAGUAAGAGAUUCCGUAUUACUGAUAUCAACUGACCCGGCACAUAAUCUUAGCGAUGCCUUCGGACAAAAGUUUAGCAAAGAGGCAACAUUAGUAGAAGGGUUUACAAAUUUAUACGCUAUGGAAAUUGAUCCAACAUCGUCGAUUCAAGAGAUGCUGGAUCAAUCCGAACAACAAGGUGGUGGAGCUAUGGGAGCUAUGAUGCAAGACCUUGCAUUUGCCAUUCCUGGCGUUGAUGAGGCUAUGGGAUUCGCUGAAGUCAUGAAGCAAGUAAAAACAAUGGAAUAUUCAGUAAUCAUCUUUGAUACUGCGCCCACUGGUCACACAUUGCGGUUUUUGAGCUUUCCCAGUGUUUUAGAAAAAGCACUGGCAAAAAUUUCGCAAUUAAGUGGACGGUUUGGGCCAAUGUUUCAACAAAUGUCGGGUAUGAUGGGAUUGAACGCCAAUCAAGAAGAUAUGUUUGGAAAACUUGAAGGGAUGCGUGCCAUUAUUACAGAAGUUAAUAAUCAAUUUAAAGAUCCAGAAAAGACAACAUUUAUCUGUGUAUGUAUUUCCGAAUUCUUGUCUCUUUAUGAGACUGAACGUAUGAUUCAAGAAUUGACUACUUACCAAAUUGAUACUCACAAUAUCGUUGUAAAUCAACUAUUAUUCCCGCGGAAAGAUUCCAAUUGUGAACAAUGUUUAGUUCGACAUAAGAUGCAACGAAAAUACUUGGAUCAAAUCUAUGAUCUUUAUGAAGAUUUCCAUAUUGUGCUAAUGCCUCUUUUAACAAAAGAAAUACGCGGCACACAAGAUAUUAAGGAAUUUUCGGAAAUGUUGGUUAAGCCUUACGUACCGCCUGAUGAUUUAUUAAUGGAUGUUAGUCAAUAAAUAUUUUUAUGUAUAAAGCACUAUAAGCAUUAUAACAAAAAAUUCAGUUUAAAUGUUAUCAUUAAAGGAGUAGCAAAAAAAAAAAAAAAAUAUUAUCAUUAUUUUAUGUUAGACCUAUCUUUUUGUUUGACAUUGAUUGUUUUGUAUAAAUCAUUUUAGUUUAUAAAGAUUUUAUUUUUAAUUUAAAAAAAAAGCAACAAUAGAAAAAUUUUUUCAUUUUUUUUUUUGUACGCAUUAGAAUAUCUCAUAACCAUUACUCCUUAAAUGAAAAUCGUACAAUUAAAUAUGUUGUUUAUAAUAUCUGAAUUGAGCUGCAACAUUAUUUUUAAUUUGGCAUAUGAUUUAUAAUUUUUUUAUUGCCAUGCAAAAAGGCAGAUUUUUGAAGUCAAAAAGAAAAAGAUUUAUACUGAAGAAAUCCAUACUACAUAAAUUUUUUUAGUAUAAUUAUUUCUAAUAUGCAUCUAUAAAAAUUUUUC